AUGAUAAAAUUCUUAAUUACUAUAGUAAUUUUGAUCAAUAUACCAUUAGUUAAAACUACAUCUGAAUUAUUUAGUAUUACAAGAACAAAACAAGAUGGUUCUAUUUUUAACUAUGAAGAAGAAGAAAUUGAUUUUAAAAAAUUAAAAAACCUUCAGAUAAAUGAAACAUCGUUUUCAAUAAUACAUUUUAGAAACCCCAAAAUUUCUAACUUUACUUGGUAUGAUAAUGUAGAAUUAUAUGUAAACCAAAUAUCAAAAAAAUAUUUUAUUUAUUAUACAGCAAGUUUUAAAGAAGGACAUGAUCUCAAGUUUCUAAGAGUUAAUAAAUUUAUUUGUAAUAUUAGGCAAUGUGACAUUGGAUGGUUUUUAGUUUUUAAAAAUGAAACGAAAGGUAUCAUGGAAGGAAAAGAUGGAGUAUAUCAUGCUGACUAUGCUAUUUUGUUCGUAAUAACAUCAAAAGAUAAUCAUAUAAAUUUAAAAACAAUAGAAAUAAACAAUGAAUUAAUGAGGUUAUCUAUAUGUCCAUAUGUUAAUUGGGUUUCCAAAAAAGGAAUAAUAAAAUUUGUACCAGAAGAUAAUAUAAAAGAUAAUGGAUAUUUUGUAAAAGCUAAUGAUUAUGCUCAUAUAAUUACACCUAUUUUUUUCAUAAAAGUUAGUGAAUCAUCUUUUUUUAUUUGUGGAAAAUUGAAACAACCAACAAAACCUGAUUUGAAUAUUGGAUAUAAAUUAAAAAAAUCAAAAGUUACAGUUUCAUUUCAAAAUAUUAGUGAUGUAGUAGAUUAUAAAAUAAAAUGUUAUGAUGGUGAAGAUAGCAAUGAUUAUUAUCAUUUUGGUUAUACUCCAGCAUCUGAAUACUACAUGAAUAAAAAUGUAGUAGACAAAAUAGACUACGGUAAAAAUUUCAAAUUUUAUGCAGGACAGAUCAUAAAUAUUUAUAAAACAAAACCAUUUAAAAAAUGCUUAGAAAAUGCAAAUUCAGAAACAAGAUUAGAAGAUGAAAAUGUAUAUGAAAAUCCACGAUGUUCAAAAAGGUUACCAAACAAACUUAAUGUAACAAUAUUUCCAGUUGUUGACUCAUUAAAAUUUAUAACAUACAAUAAAAAAAAUAAGGUAUUUUUGCAAUAUAUAGAAAAAAAAGAUAUGAAUAAAGUAUCUAUAUUAAAAUGUUUAUCAAAAGUUGAUAAUGAACACAUUCCACAUUUGGAUGAAUUUUAUUCAAGAUAUGUACAUUUUUCUAUUAUUCAUGAUGAAAAUAAUAAAGUAAAACAAUUACCAUAUUCAUUUGAAUUUAAUUUUUCAUCUUCUGGAAUGAGUUAUUUUGGUAAAUAUGAUUGUGAAAUCAAAUCAAAUGUAGCAAAAUUUGACAAAAAACUUGUUACGGUAAAUAAAGUUUUUAUUUUACCUUAUAAUCAUACUGAUGUACCCCUUAAAGAGAUAUUAGUUGGAAAAAAUGGUAAAGUCAGUUGUCAAAAAAAAUAUGGUUCAUUUAGCAAACUUUUAAGAAUUAAGAUUAAUUUUCUUGAAGAUGACAAAGAAAUGGAAACAUUAAGUGAUUUCUCAAAAUCAACUAAUAAAAUGCAUGUUACUAAUAAAGAAAUUGAAUAUCAUUUACAAGAUAUUUUAAAUGAUUUUGAAAUUCAAUGUAUAUAUGAAACAAUUUUUGAAACAAAAUUUUCUACCAUUCAAAAAAUCAAAAUUUUAAAUGAAAAUGAUUCUUUAUCAAAUAAACUUUUUAUCAUAAUAAUAGUAAGCAUAGUUAGUGGUAUGGUGAUUAUUAUAGUACUAAUUGUAACUAUUUUAAUAAGAAGAAAACGUCGUAUAAAUAGACAAAAAAUUAGGCGGAUGAUGGAUUUAUCUAUUAAUUCAUCUUUAUCAUCUUCAACUUCAUCUGUAUCAACUUCAUCAAUAAAAUCUCGUUCUUUAGCAAAUAGUUCACAAACGAAUUCAAAUUCUGGUUCCAAAAAUUCUUCAACAACACAACCUCCUAAAACUAAGAAAAACACUAAAACUACUAAUGGAAAUUUAGGUAAGGGACGUUAA
This is a messenger RNA of Strongyloides ratti, 2040 nucleotides long. RefSeq lists its product as hypothetical. The record is from RefSeq and is a predicted model, not a curated record. The coding region runs from base 1 to 2040 and encodes 679 amino acids. Lineage: Eukaryota; Metazoa; Nematoda; Chromadorea; Rhabditida; Strongyloididae. The transcript has a single exon.